GCGGGUCUGGGGAGCUGAUUUAAAGCGAGCGACAGUGGGAGCAUCACGCACCAAAGCUGGGAGAGAGCUCCAGAGAUGUUUUGCAACAUUAGCCUAUUUCUGUACGCUGAUGCCCCACACAGUUUCACAGGCAACCGUAUCAUUAAAAAAAUAAUAAACUAACCUACUAAAAACUAAAUAAAGCCACUCUGUAUAGCCGUAUAGCAAUUUACGGCUGGACAAAGCAUAAUCAAGUCUAUGCGCGAAUAAUGCGUCUUUGUGACACGCGUGUGCAGGUUGCUAGGCGGUGACCUCCGAGUCUGUCCCACCCCGUCCGUGGCCAUGUGGCUGUGUUAACUUCUGUCACAGAGUAGUUUCAACCUGCCGAUUCAAAGUUAUUAUGUGGGAACCGCACCGUCAAUCCGUGCUCAGAAACAGUUUUUGGACAGCAUUGCCCGACCGGGUUAACUGGACCCCGCGGGCUCCUCACCGGGACAUCCUGACUCGGGUUAAAGUCGAUUGCCAGCCCUUACCGGAGCGGCACCUGUCCGUACUGCUGCCCAACAGAAGGAUAAGGACUCCCAUAACUGUAAGUCUAACAAGGAGUGUAAUACUUUAGCAAGUCUGGCACUUUGCAAAGCUCUGCCUCGUUAAAACCAGAGGCGCCUGAGUAGAGGUUUGCGAUGUUACAACUGUAAAAAGCACAGGUUAGCACUGUAAAGCCCAGAGGUGUAUAAUAAAACAGAUUGGGUUUCAUUGUUUGUUUUUUUAAAAAGACAUUUAUUGUAAACUAUGUUGACCGUGGGAAAAGAAUGGGCUAGCAAUGACCUUGUAAAGAGAGGGGUCGUGAGUUUCCAUCGCGACAUGCCUUGCUCAUUAACACGUUUUAAAAAGGACUAGGAGACGGUUCUCUAUUCGGGAAUAGAGGGGUAUUUAGCAAGUAAAGGGUCUGAGUGAGGAAAUCUAUACAAUCCGCACCCCCUAGUUCUAUACAUUAUUCCAAUCUCCUGACCUGUAGUGCAUGCACCGCUCUCACUCUUUUUAGCAGGAGAAGCCCCCCUUGCCUCUCACACUCUGGUCCGAUGUGAGGAGAGCCGUCAGCCUGCUGAUCGAGAGACUGGGAAGCCGUGACCAGGAGGUCUAUACGCUACACAGUCAAGAUCCACGGUCAGCGAGUGUGUGUUUGUUUGUUACGCACGGCUCUGACCACAGGUUUUGCAUCGCCCUACAGAAUUAACUAAUGUUGCUUCAUAAAGUCGAAUUAUUUUACGUCAAUGCACAGCGCAUUUUUCUCGGUUUUAUUGCCCGACUUUUUCAUGCAACUAAAAUACACUAAAGUAAAUGUAAUGUGCAGAACUAGAAACCGUCGUCAUUGCUGUGGAUAUCCACAAGGUGGCAGCAAUUUCACACCACGCUAAAUCUUAACCCACAUACUGCAGCUCGCCUGUACUGCGGUGGCUUCUCCUCCUCCCCGCCCCCUAUCACAUUUUUGGCACGUUUUAAUGUACUUCUCGUAGUUGGUCACAGUUCUCUGCGGUUGCACAUACUUUACUAUACGGGUUUGCUUUUACAUGUCCUUUACAGUCAUUGCACAGUUCAGCCUUAACCUGGCUUAAUCUGCAAAGGCAGAUUUAAAAUGAUAAGAACACAACGUGGGAGCAACACCAAAUAUAAUAGCUGGUGGCUUUCACGCGAUUUGAUUGGCUCUUGUAAUGCUGAAAUUUGCAUAUCCCGAUUACCCAUAAUUCUAUAGUUAUAAUGCUAUAGUUGAAGCUAGUUACUUAAAAAUCAAAAAACAAGUUUUUGUGUCUGUUGUGUAUUGCAGCAGGACAGCCAAGAAAGCCUGGGAGGACUCUGUCCCACAGCGGGGACAGACAGCCGAGACGUCAGCUCAGAGAGGCAGCUCAGCUGAGGACCCUCUCAAGGAAGAGGAUCAAAGUGGGGUCUCCCCUUUCCACUGGAUCUGGGAGGAUUUCUCCGUGAAUGAGUACAUCCCUAAAACCAAGAGCCCUCAGGAAUCUGAAGACGAGAGGCCCCCUGUGGACGCCCCCCGGAAGGUGAAGAGAAAGAGCCGUCCCAAACGCAAGAAGAAUUUCACCACCCCAAAACCGUUCCAGAUGACCCUGAGGGACGAACAGGGGGAGCGGCCGGCUCUUCAGCCGACGCAGAGCAAGCCGGAGACGAGCGCCAGGAUCAUCCGCGCCACUCCCGUGCCACGCAGCACGACCGUGCCGCUGUACCAGAGACUGCUGGAGGAAUCGCAACAUCGCAGGACAGCCCAGCGGCGGGAGAGGAGAGCCUUUCUGCUCAGGACCCAGAAGCCCUUCACCUUUGCAGAGAGGGAGAAACCAAGGAGGGACUGCAAAGAAGAAGAGAUCCCAGAGCAAAGCUGGCGCCGCCUGUCCAUGAAAGAGAUCUUGGAGAAUUCCUCCCAGCUCUCCUCCGCCAGGCCCCUGCAGCGCUCCGCAUCAGAAUUCCGGGACCCGAGCGCGACGUUCCGGCCGCACAUCCACGAGGAUGUCCCGGAUUUCCAGAGGCUGCACCGGAAGUUCCAGGAGAAGCUGGACGAGGUCCGAUCGGAGAAAGCCCCCACCGUCCCUCGCCCGUUUCGGCUCCACGUCACCCGCUCCACCAGGGAGAGGAUCCUGGAGGGACUGCGGCAGGACAGGGAGCGGGAGAGGCGGGACAAGCAGAGGAGGGAUCGCCGGAGCGGGAAGAAGAAACCGAAGAGUCGGGAAGGGACCUGGGACCUUCCCAUGAGGCCAACCAGGUCCACAGUGCUGAGAGACGCCAUCAUAAGGUAAGAAAUAACAUUAACGACUUGUCUGUCAUUAUCAUGAUACCAAUAUCAUACCAGACCCAUUUCAUUGAUACAACAUCCUUCGUGUGCAGCACCCCAGAGCGCUUUACAAAAUCCACAGCAAGCCAAAAAGAGCUCCAAACUGCUUGGUAGCGAAAUGCCAAAUCAGAGAGAUUA
Molecule: messenger RNA, 2956 nt
Organism: Polyodon spathula (Mississippi paddlefish)
Lineage: Eukaryota; Metazoa; Chordata; Actinopteri; Acipenseriformes; Polyodontidae
Product: protein FAM161A-like
Exons: 1
Coding region: 2097-2783 (228 amino acids)
Biological process (GO): cilium organization
Cellular component (GO): cilium
Source: RefSeq, a predicted model, not a curated record